Messenger RNA from Drosophila simulans, 2557 nucleotides. RefSeq names its product ras-related protein Rac2 (gene Rac2). NCBI's taxonomy places the organism in Eukaryota, Metazoa, Arthropoda, Insecta, Diptera, Drosophilidae. The transcript has a single exon. Gene Ontology annotation, cellular component: cell cortex; cytoplasmic vesicle; cytoskeleton. Gene Ontology annotation, biological process: regulation of cell shape; motor neuron axon guidance; small GTPase-mediated signal transduction. The record is from RefSeq and is a predicted model, not a curated record. Gene Ontology annotation, molecular function: GTP binding; protein kinase binding; GTPase activity. Bases 679 to 1257 code for a protein of 192 amino acids.
CUGCCAGCGGAGGCAGAAAUUUUCUUCAAUCGCCGCGAAGAUUUCACAGCGCUUGGGCGUGUUUUUUCCGUUUCUGCCACAGCAAAUCAGCAAAUCCCCACAUAUGCGGGCCCAAUUAAUUCAUAAAUAAUAUACCGACCGAACAGGAAGAACGCCGUCACGGUUCUGCUUUCAAUUAAGAAUAUUGAUUUAACAACUUUCGCGAUAAAUCAAACUCCACUUCAAAUUCGCAUCUCUCUCUGUACGCGAAUGUUUGUGAGUGUGUGUGUGUGUGGGCAGAAUUUGUAUUAGUGCGUGAGCAAAUUAUUGUAUAAUCGCCAAAAAAAAAGAAACAAUAAAAGCAGAACGCCAACGCGAAAAGCAAAAGCUAUACAAUUAGAAAAACUAGCUGAGCUGCGAUACAAGGCAAAACUAAAUUGUAUGACUAAAAUUUGUGCGUUGAAUUAAAAGAAAAGUACAAAUAUCGAAACAUUCAAAAACUGCCUGACCUACUGAGUUGAAUGAUUACCCCGAAGUAAUUAUAAAGUUAAGCAGCCACAAAGAAAACCAGUUGAGCCACUGGAAAUCGAGCACGAAACCAGCUGAUCCACUGAAAAACCCUCUGCACCCAGCACAACCAACCCAUCGAGCUGCUGAAUCCAUCGAUCGCCCAGUAGUACCACCAGUACAGCAUUCAUCAUGCAGGCCAUCAAGUGUGUGGUUGUGGGCGACGGAGCGGUGGGAAAGACCUGCCUGCUGAUCAGCUAUACGACCAACGCCUUCCCGGGCGAGUACAUACCCACUGUGUUCGACAACUACUCGGCGAAUGUGAUGGUUGAUGCCAAGCCCAUCAAUCUGGGCCUCUGGGAUACGGCUGGCCAGGAGGACUACGAUCGCCUGAGGCCGCUAUCCUAUCCGCAAACGGAUGUCUUUCUCAUCUGUUUCUCACUGGUGAAUCCGGCAUCGUUUGAGAACGUGCGGGCCAAAUGGUUUCCCGAGGUGCGUCAUCAUUGCCCAAGUGUGCCAAUAAUCCUGGUCGGCACCAAGCUGGAUCUGCGCGACGAUAAGCAGACGAUCGAGAAGCUGAAGGACAAGAAGCUGACACCGAUCACCUAUCCCCAGGGACUGGCGAUGGCCAAGGAAAUAGCUGCGGUCAAGUAUCUGGAGUGCUCGGCCCUGACCCAAAAGGGUCUGAAGACGGUCUUCGACGAGGCCAUACGAUCCGUGCUAUGUCCUGUCGUUCGAGGACCCAAGAGGCACAAGUGCGCCCUGCUCUAAGAACUUUGAACCCACCCAAAACAAAAAAGCGAAGAAGAACUCCAACAAAAACAAAAAAAAACGAGAAGAGAAGAAGAGAACAAAGCGCAAAAUUCUGUGCAAAAUAUUCAUAUUCGCUUUGUUGGGUCUUUAGUUACAGCAGAUAGUGUGUGAGUGUGUGUGCAAGUGUGAGUGCGUCUCUGGGUUGCGAGUGUGACGGCAUGAGUGUGUGAAUGAGUGAGCGUAGUUUUGUUUUUAUUGUCAGCUUUAUGUGGGGGAGCAGCAGCCACAAAAACAACGACAGCAAGGGGGCUCUACAAGGGGUGGGGGCGGGGCAAGGGGUCUCUAGGGGGGCAGAUCACAGAUAGAAAGAUAUACACAUGCAUAAGCAUAUAAGUAUGAUAUUGUGCGUACACGGUAAAAUAAAUGUGUAAGAACUUCAAAAACGUGGAAUAUUGGAUGUAAUAUUGCUCAAAUUUGAUAAAAUUUCUUACUGCCACAACAAGUUCAAUAUUGCUCUCGAUAACAUGUUAAAAUUUUUCUGUUCUGAGUUAUUGUUUCGUAGCAUUUUUAAUGACUAACUUGUUUUAGAAUUUAGAUUAAGUACAACUCAUGCGAAACACUUCUGUUUUUAUGACAUAAAAGAAUUAACAUUUUUAAAAUGAUUUCGACUAAUUAAAACAGAUUAUUAAAAUAAUGUUAAUUAAAAGAAAGAAAAUUUGAUUUUCGCAAGUAGUAGUCCAUAAAUGGCCCUAAAAAGCAAGUGCAUUAUAUUAUAUUAUAACUUUGCAAACGAAAUUUGGCCUGAGAAACGUAUGACAAAUCAAAUAAAAUUAAUUGUAAAUAAAUCUAGACGAUUUAAAGCCUUUAGCGCCCCAAACACAGUCACUAUAACCAGUACCAGAUAGCUGUUAUCUGGGUGGGGAAGAAAAACCCCAGGAAGGCCCCGCCUAUGGCCAAUAUCUGAACAAUCGGGGAAUGUGGGAAGCCGACAAAAAAAAAGAAACUUUCAUUUAUACAUAUAGUAUUUAGAGUUACGUGUGUGAGAAUGUGUGUGUCUGAUCAAUGGUCUUCCCGCUCAACGCAUUUGCCUGGACUUGAUUUAAUGUAUACUAAAUGCACAAUUAGCCUCUACUUUGAUGUUAAUUUAUAUUACUGAUAUUUAUGUUAAAUAAAUGCAUACAUUUUGCCAAUUUGUUUUUAACGAAAGAGAGCGGUAAAUUAAAAAAAAAAAAGAAACACAUUAUUUAUAUUAACACAUAAUUUAUCAAUAAAGAGUGUAAUAUUAAUCAACCAAAAUAAACGUUUGUACAAAACUAAA